GUGGUUCGGAGCUGAUCAACAGCAGGCGCUGAGCAGUGCGCUGUGAGCGUCCUUCUCUUCCAAGGCGGAAGCAUCAUUGAAAGCUCCUGCGCAAUUCUGUGUUCCCCACAGUAGUCAUGCCAAAGGAUCGGUGUUUGCGUCUCUGAAGGAAUGGCCGGCAAGAAGAAGAAGGGGGCCGGGGGCCCGUCUGUAUCGCCGCGCAGUCCAAAGCCAGUGGCAAAGGGGCCCCGCUCAACUGCGGCCGCUUCUGAUGAUCAGGAGCGUUCAAAAGAAUUGGAGGCAGCUCCAUUGCAAAGUGGACCUGCUGAGGAAACUGUAGUUGCUGAGCCUCCUUCAGUCGUUGCCUCACCGUCUCAGAAAGUGCGUAGGAAAAAAGUGGAUAAUGGAGAUGAUGCAGGGGGUUUGAAGCCGCAGCAAGCACACGAGGUGCCAGAUAGAGUAGAGGAGAAGCAUGCACCGAUAGAGCCUAGCGUUGAUGUAAGUCAAGGGGCUGAUGAGACUCCGCUUGCGAGCUCGUCUGGUGAAGGGUUUGAUUUGGAUUCUGAACCCCCUGCGUCAGGAGCUCCUGAAGCUGAUGCCAAUGCAGACCACAACAAUGGCAUGCUGGGAGAGGAAUUGAUGACCGGGGGGGUGUCAGAAGCAAGCAUCGUGAAUGCACUUGGGGGUGAGAGUGCGGGGAUUGAGGAUCCAGAAAGGAGAGGCCCGGAUGGCAGUUCUUCAAAUGUCGAAGAAGAAGUCAGUGGUCCCGCAUCAGCAGGGGGACCAAUGGAGGGAGUGUCUAGCACGCAGGUCGAUCCUAACGGAUACACUCGUUUGGCGCACACUGCAGUGAUCAGCCAAGAAGAUGGGGGUUUGGAGGGAGCAGACGUGACUGACGGAGGGGCUGGCACGACUGGGGAUAGCGGAGGGAUAGAUGUUGUCAGCGGAAAGGAAGAAGGCAUGCAGAACGGAGUUCUGGAAGGAGGUCUGUCGGUUGGAGCUGAACCGAUUGAGACCACCCCUCUACUGAGCAAUUUGUUAGGUGCGGGCUUAGAUGGGGGCGCGGAUGGUGAGGCGUCAGAAAGUGUGGUGAGGGUUUCCGAAGCUCUGAGUGCGACGCUCUCCAGAGAAGACAAUUCUGAACCCAAAGAAGGGGCAGCUUUUCUAGCAGUUGUUACGGGUGAUGACGCGGGGCAAAACACUAGUUCAAUCGACGAAGCAGCGGCGGCGCCUAGCACCAACCAACCUGCAUUACCUGUCCUACAAUUCGCAAACCAGGCUGAGACUCUUCCUAGCCUCCCAACCGCCCUCCCCAUGCAAACCCCUUCGAUUGCCCCAGAACCUGCUCUCACGCCCCAAACGGCAAGCCUUCCCAAUCCUCCGAAGCCGGAAACUUCCGAAACCCUAGGUCCGAGCCCCCCCCCGGCCGUUCCCCAGUUCUUCAGCCCCCCGCGGGUGUCUCUCAGCGUGGCCAGUGCAGACGAUGACACGGCCUUCUUUGAACAGCUGCUGGAGGACUCUGACGAGGACGAGGUGACAUCAUCGGCGAUGUCGUCGCUGCCGCUCGGACAGGGGGUGGCUCGUCCGCAGCUCGGCGGCGCUUCCGCAGGCCCCCCCCCGGAACAAGGAUCAACCGCCAUGCACAGCUUUUCCACCCCCCCUAGGGCUCCACACGCCGUCUCCCUCCCGCAGGUGCAUGUGACGGAGCAUCCGCCAGCAGUGUCUCCUGGUCCAAUCCCCUUUGGGCCGGUCUCGCCUCCUGAGCUGGCGCAUUUUACACAACACGGGCAGGGUUUGGGGCAGGAUUACGGGUCGGCAGAUGGAGAACCAAAAGCGGAGGGGCACAGCAUUGAGAAAGCGGCGGGCGCUUUCGGCUCUGGCAUUCAAUUGGGGGAGACCGGCGCAGCGGUGGAGAGCAGCGCAACGGGCCCCGCUCCUGUACCCCCCCAAAUUGGGAUUGCGCCCCCCCAGAUUGCCAUGCCCCCCCCCAUGCAGACCUCCCCGGGGCAAAACGCCGGUUCCUGGAACUUCCCCACCCCCCGGGGGGAAGAAGACGUAGACUUCUUUGCCUCCGCGACGCCCUCAGGGGUCCAGCCUCAACAAGAACAGCAGGGUGUGCCUUCAUCCCCCCUCCCCAGCUUCCCUUCGGUAGAUUGGCAGCAACCGAGUUCGCAGGCGGGGGGUCACUUUCCAAGUGCUUGGCCCCAUGAAGCUCACCCUCCAAACGCAGGUGGGGUGCAGCCAGCUUUUCAACCGGGGGGUCAUUUCCCAAAUGCAUGGCCCCAAGAACCCGUCCGCCCCCAACCGUUCGGGGCUGCCUUUUCCCCCCAGGAGGACGACGUGUCAUUCUUUAACCAGGACACUCCAAAAGAUUCGCAGGCAAAAGCGAUACAUCCCCCACCCCCUUUCAGCAACGGCCCCUUCUCAGAUGCCCAGCCCCAACCGAUCGCGCCUGCUCACUUCCCCACAAGGCCCCAAGAAACUGUAUCUAUGCCUAGCUUCGGCUUCCCUUCCCCUGGUGGAGACGAAGGGGCCUUGUUCUUCGAGCAGGCUGCAGCAACCCCCCCGGCAAUUUCAACUCCCCCUCCGCAUUUCCUGUCACAACCACCACUUCAGUCUCCCAGUCCGGACUUGCCAACCUUGGCGCCCCCAAGUCACAUUCCUGGCCCCGUCCCUAGUUCAUUCCAAGGUCCAGCGAACGACAAGACGGGCACGUCCGACCUCCCGUCAGACACCGCGAGGGGCGAUUCGGACGCUCCUUGGAUACCCGCAGACGCUUCACAGAGCGAUUCGAACCCCUUCUUGGGUGCUUCGACCGUCGCCACAGCCCCGUCAGAUGCCGCCCCGGGCUUCCCGAACCCUUUCCUUGGCGAUCUGGACGCAUCGAGACCCGUUUCGGACGUUGUGUCAGGCGGCGCGGACGCUUCAGCCGGUGUCCAACACGGGCCGACGGCGGUUUCGGACGCAGCUGCGGUUGUGGCGACGGCGACAGUGGCGGCCGUCGCAACGGCGGUGUCGAGCUUCGACUUUGGGGCGGUGGGGGACGAUGGGGAUGUGUCGUUCUUCGAGAGCAUCGGUGGGCAGGAAGAGAGUGGGGGCUUUGGAGGGUCAAGCGCGCACGGGGGGCUUGCCAGUUCUGGAACUCUUGGAGCGGCAGUCGCCCCCGCUUUCGAUUCGCAAGUCUCACAACUUGGAGAUCAGGCCCAGUAUCCUGCUGGCCAACCCUACGACUCUUCUCAAUACUGGAGCGAUCAGUACAACCAAACCUACGACUGGAGCCAGUACCAGCAGCCGGAGGGGGCCUAUUCACACCCCUCCCCGAGCACCGCUCCCCAGCAAGCGGCCUAUUCACACCACCAGGAAGGAAGCUAUGCGCAGCCCGCUCCAAGCAGUUCCCCCGAGCAAGGGGCGUAUUCACACAGCCAGGGAGGGGCGUACGCACAGUCUGCGCCAAAUCCCGCUGCAAACGGUUCCUACGACCCGAGCGGUUACUAUGCCCCGAACUAUGAUCCAAGCGCGUCUUGGUAUGGGGCCCAGGGAGGCGGCACCUGGCAGGCUCAGGGGAGCAGCACCUGGCAGGCUCAGGGAGGGGACAGCUGGCAUGCUCAGGGAGGGGACACGUGGCAGCAGCAGGCGGCGGGGAGCCAGGAAUGGGGGACGGGCGCGCAGCACGUCGAUCCCGAGCAGUUCUUUGAACAGAUUGGGGGCCAGCCGGAGCCAGUUCAUGACGGUGUUCCGACGGGUUUGGACAGUCUGUUACCAGGUUCGGACGGUCCGAAGUCUCCUUUACAGAGUCAAGCUGCGGAGACAGCCUUGGGGGAAAGCGAGCCCGAAACUCUGCACGACUUGGGGGAGGGUCCGGUGCCGACGCAAGAGUCAUCCCAGGAGAGUUUCUCUCCUCAAGAAAGUCAGUCCCAACCCCCCCCGCAGAGCGAAUUGUUCUCACCAGGACAACCGGAGUACCCCCCUCAGCCAAACCCAUUCUCAGCGCCUUCCUUCACCCCUGGGCAAGCUCCGUUCUCCCCCCCCUCAGAAUCGCAGUUCCCCCCCGAAGCUAGCGCAGUGCACAGCGCGCCUUUCUUCGAACAGCACGCCCCCCCACAGUACGGCCCCCCUGUGACCGACUUCACACCCCACCCGCAGCGGACGCAUUCACACUCCGCCCUCCCCCCCCGCCCCCCGGGACACAGCCGCAGCGCUUCGGCGACCAGCCAGACCGGUUCCGAGCACGACUGGGCGGCCGGCAACUUCUCCCACGAGCCCGCGCCCGCGUUCACACCCCGCCCGCCGUUCAUGCCGCAGCCCUCCGUCCCGGCCGGUGUGAAUUUCUUCCAGCCGCCCAAGCAGAGCGGGCCGGCGUUCAUCCCGGCCCAACAGGAGUUUGGGGGGGCAGGUUUUGGGGGGGGCUGGGCGCAGCACACGGCGGUGCCGCGCUCCACUGCGGAGGCGAUGCAGACGUCCGUGGGGCGGCCUCCAUGCUCGGUGGCGGCGUUUGGGUUUGGUGGGAAGUUGAUUGUACUGAGGCCUGGGGGUGGGGUGCAGUUCGGGUCAGAUAUGACCCCACCCGGCCCUUCCUUUGGCGCCGUCCAGUCAUCGCUCCAGAUCCACCCGCUCUCCCAAGUUGUCGCGUCCAAUUCGGCGGAUGGCGGGAAGGGCGUCGGUUCCAUCUACUUCGACGCCCUCGGGAAGCGGGCGUAUGCGGGGCCCUUAGCGGGGGGCCAUACCGCGGCCAAGGACCUCGCCAAGUGGCUGGACGAGCGCAUGGCGCGGUGCCGUGAGGAGGAAACGGACCAUCAGGGCAACCCGGAGUCGCUGCGCCUGCUCUACGGCUUGCUCAAAGUGGCGGCGCAGCACUAUGGCAAGCUGCGCGCGGUCGCGGCCUCCGCUGGGGGUCAGGAAAAGGGUGCUGCGGGACCUGAGGCCGCCUUGGCCGCUCUCCUGAGUUCGCCCGAGCAGCCGACUGCGGCCUCGUCCUGGGGGGUGGCAAAGACCACGGACUCGGACCCCCUGCAGCAUCAGCCGUUAGAGCAAGACCUCAAGAGAACCGCCACUGAGAUGCAGCGCCUUCUGGUGGCGGGGAAUCGCAAGGAGGCCCUCGCAUGCGCCAAGCAGGGGCAGCUGUGGGGGCCCGCUCUCGUGCUGGCACGACAACUUGGAGACAAGGUCUUCUGCGAGACGGUGGGCGAGAUGGCGCAGCGCCAGUUCUGCCUCGGCACCCCCCUGCGCACGCUGCACCUCCUGCUCGCGCAGCAGCCCGCCGAGGUGUUUGCCGGGAAGAAGAUGCCGGCGCAGGGGGACUCGCCCAUGGCGGGGGGGCCGCAGCCUGCGCCAGGAGUUGACCAGGGCGACGGUCUUGGCAGCAUGCUGGACCAAUGGCAGGACAACCUGGCGAUCCUGGCGGCCAACCGCGCUGCGGGCGACGACAAGGUGAUCACCCACUUGGGCGAUAGUCUGUGGCGCACUCGCGGCGAGGUUGCGGCCGCGCACAUGUGCUACCUCGUUGCGGAGCUGCAACCGGAGGGCUUUUCGGGGACGUCGCGCGUGUGCCUGGUUGGGGCGGACCAGUACAAGUACCCGCGCACGUUUGCCACGCCCGAGGCAAUUCAGCGGACGGAGCUGUACGAGCACGCCAAGAUGCUGGGCAACCCGCAGUUCGUGCUGCCAUCAUUCCAGCCGUACAAGCUGCUCUACGCUGCCAUGCUGGCAGAGGCGGGCAAGACCGCAGAGGCGCUCAGGUACUGCCAGCUGGUUCUCAAGACCCUGCGCGCGGGCGGGCGCAGCCCCGACGUCGAGGCGAUCCGCCAGGGCGCCACCGUUCUCGAGGACCGCCUCCAGAACCACGUCCGCUCCGGGGCCGCAACUAGCAGCGCGAAAGUUCUCAGCGGGCUCUUCAAGGCCGUCGAUUGGGGGAUCAAGGGCAUCAUGGGGGGAAUGCCGGCGGGGGGGUCCCGGCCAACGUCGCCCGCGGUGAAAGAAGAGGGGGCGGCCGCGUCCCCCGUUCCGAGUUGGGGGGUGGGACACGUUGCCGGGCCGGUUGGGAAUUACACGUUUUCGGCCUCUGGGAGUGGUAACAGUUUUGCGGCCGCUGGUAAUGGAAUGGCCGGCACGACAAGUGGCGCGUUUCUGGUGGGGCACCAGUGGGCCGCGCAGGUGCAGGACCCUGCGCAGCAGUGGGGGGAGAACGUGGCCGCACUUGCGCCCCCCCAGAGCGAACAGCCGCCGGCGUGGGGGCAGGGCGAGGGCUUUUACGUCCCCCCCGAAAACAAACAGCCGCAGCAGCAGUGGGGCGUUACUCCCGCAAGCAACGCCAGCUGGCAACCGGGGGUUCCGCCAGGGGGGGAGAAUCUGCACAGCGGCCGGCCCCCCGUCAAUGGACAAAGCGCGUGGUCGGUGAGUCCAGCGGCGGGUGGGGGGGUAAAUAUCGAGGACGCGGAAAGGGGGGGGAGUGCCCUUAGCAGCCGCCCGCCGACCCCCGGGCAGAGUCAGUCGUGGAACCCGAGCCCUGCCGUCAGUUCUGGAAGCCGGCCCUCGUCUCCCGUCGGUCAGACCCAGUCCCAGCAAUGGGGGGUCCAACCAGGGGGCGAUCCCUUUUCGGGGGGACAGUGGGCCGCCCAGGGCGCGCCCCUCAUCUCGUCGUACGAAAACCAGGCUGUCGCCAGCACGGCCGAGAGCGGCGUCUCCAAGCCCCCGACCCCCCGAAAAGAGGAGAAGGGCGACGGGGGCAACGACGAUCGGCGGAAGAGCCCCCACCGGAGCGCGUCGGAGCCCGACUUUGCCAAGAGCGGGAAGGCCUCGGCGGCGGCCGAGGGGGACAAGGACUCGGGCCCAAAGAGCGUCGGCGGCGGCUCGUCGCCCGUGCGGAAAAACGCCCCGUGGGGUGGGGGGUUCCUGCGGGCGGGGUCCGGCAUCUGGGGGGGGCUCAAGAACAGCCUGAGCAGCGUGGUUCCCGUGGGGGGGGGCAGCGGAAAUCAGGCGAAGCUGGGCGACAAGAACAAGUUUUACUACGACGAGAAGAGGAAGAAGUGGGUUCUCGAGGGGGAACCAGAGCCCGAGGAAGAAGCGCCCCUCCCCCCCCCCCCGACUGCCUUCGGCUCGGGGGGGCCAAAUGCUGGCUCUGUGGACAGCGCAAAAGCCCCUCCUGGGGCGGGUGCAAGCUCGCAACCGCCCCCAGGGGUGGCGGGGCAGCCGCCUGCGUCUCAAGGGGGGACAGCUCCGCUUGCAGCGGGGGGCUUGGCGCCCCCCCCAGCAGUACCGAACUUCUCGGCAAGGGGGCGGACGGGUGUGCGGUCGCGGUAUGUCGAUACGUUCAACAAAGGGGGGGCAGCGGCGGGAUCAGCGGCCAAAGGGCUGUCGCUUCCGGCGGCAAGGCCUCCGGUUCCUGCGCCAAUGAAGUUCUUCGUGCCGCCCCCCGCCCCCCUCGGCACCAUCCCCGACUCCGAAUCCGAGUCCGACCCCCCUGACCAGCCAAACUCAAGCGCCAAUCCCUCUGACCCCCCCCUGGGGCCGCAGUCCAGAGAACCCCCUGCCCCGAACGGUUUCCAGCCCGCCGAGAGCAGUAAGCCGCCACUGCCCCACGGUCACCGGCGCAGCCACUCUAGUGAAACGUCGGGGCAUCCGCCGUUGCCCCCGGGGGUUUCUCACUCGGCGGGGGGGGCCGGCGGCCCCCCGAAAGCGCACGCGCGCUCUGCGUCGCAGCCUUUGCCGCCGACGUUCAUGAUUCCGGGGCCUCCCGUUUCCAGCAGCGCUGCCUCGGGGGAGUCAGGUUCGGAGUUCGCUGAACCAGGGCGUCAUGAUAGUGGGCCUGCUUCCAUUCCGGGGGGGUACAGCUUCGCACUGGGCGGAGGGGGGGAGAGCACCAGCCAAGGGUGGGAGGGCUACUCAGGGGGAGGCGAGGGUAAUCAGCAGUUUUGGACACCUCCACAAGGAGCUUCGGUGCAAGCCGACGUCUCCUCUAGCAAUUUCGGGAUGCCUCCUCCGCCCGAUAUUGGAAGCGCGGGCUCCUUGCAAACGGGGCCCGGAGUUUGGGGAGCAGGUGGCGCGACGGCACCAAACGUUCUCGGGGGUACCCCUAGCGGUCAAGAAGGUAGUUUCUUUGAUAGUUUGGGCACAGCAAGCGUAACAGCAGGGCAUGUUUCUGGUGAAAGCCAUGCGCGAGAGCAUGAGGUGGAUGAAAUGACCGACGUGGAGCUUUAGCAGGUCAGGAUUGCAUGAGCCACUCUUAGUUGCCAAGUUCAGUUCAUAUCGAGUCGUACAACUUGGACCUCAAGUAAUUGUUGCAAGGUCGAAAAGCAUAACUCUGCUUCCAUCAAGUCGAGUGUACAACC
This is a messenger RNA of Klebsormidium nitens, 8303 nucleotides long. Lineage: Eukaryota; Viridiplantae; Streptophyta; Klebsormidiophyceae; Klebsormidiales; Klebsormidiaceae. The record is from the annotation of a GenBank genome assembly.